Molecule: messenger RNA, 303 nt
Organism: Helobdella robusta
Lineage: Eukaryota; Metazoa; Annelida; Clitellata; Rhynchobdellida; Glossiphoniidae
Exons: 3
Coding region: 1-303 (100 amino acids)
Source: RefSeq, a predicted model, not a curated record
AUGGCUGUUUGGGUGGGUGGGUGGCUGUUUUUGGAUGGCUGUUUGGAUUUGAUAGGUGGCGAGUACUGUGACACGGAGGUCUUCAGAGCCGAGUGUGGCGAGGGGUGGCUGAUCGUCAUGUUGCAGGCCCAGUAUGGCAGGAAGAAGUUGGGCAGAUGUUUGGAGUUGGAGCUAGGUCACAUCAACUGCUCGGCCGAUGUGCUGCACGUAAUGGACAGGAGAGGGUUCGUCGGCAGUUCGACUGAAGCUUUUCCAUUCUUUCUCCAAAGUUUCAUAACUGACAAACCGUCAGUUGUACCUUGA